GGUUACAGGUUGUGGCUUCUUUACCCAGAUCUGUUGAGAUUGUGCUCAGCAGUGGGAGGAACGAAGAAGAAGCUAGACGCUCAGAUUUGCCUGCGCAACCACAGAUUUGUCCGUCAGCUGAUCAGACUUUAACGUAGACAUAAGCAGGAAACCUUGUCUCACUUAUUGUUCUUGUUGUAAGACCCGAGAGUGUGUGACUAUGAAGAGCUCCAAAGACGCCGUUCAGGCAGCUGCCAAAGAGUUCCUGCAGUUUGUCAACCGAGGGACGUCUCCAUAUCACGUGGUUGAUGAGUGCCGUCGACGUCUGUCGGAGGCUGGGUUCAUCGAGCUGAAGGAGACUGAGCAGUGGGACCUCAAACCGUCCAGCAAGUAUUUUCUGACCAGGAACUUUUCCAGCAUCAUCGCAUUUGCUGUGGGAGGAUGCUACGUGCCAGGAAAUGGCUUCUCGAUGGUCGGAGCUCACACAGACAGCCCCUGUCUCAGGGUGAAGCCACGGUCUAGGAAGACGAAGCAGGGCUGUCUGCAGGUUGGGGUAGAGUGCUAUGGUGGAGGAAUCUGGAACACCUGGUUCGACCGUGACCUCACCGUUGCUGGGCGUGUUAUGCUCAAGAGCAACGGGAAGCUGCUCCAUCGGCUGGUUAACGUCUCCCGGCCUCUGCUCCGGAUCCCCCACCUGGCCAUCCACCUGCAACGUGACAUUAAUGACUCCUUUGGCCCCAACAAGGAGAACCACCUUGUGCCCAUCAUUGCCACUGCUGUCCAGGAGGAGUUGGAGACAGGAAGUGUGCCUUCAGGAGAUGCUAACUGCCCUUCCAGCACGGCAGAGAAGCACCAUCCAGCACUGGUCAAGGUCUUGUGCUCAGAGCUGGAUGUUGAGCCUGAAGCUCUGCUGGACUUUGAGCUGUGUCUGACGGACACUCAACCCGCGGCGCUGGGAGGAGUGUAUAAUGAGUUCAUUUUCUCCCCACGCCUAGACAAUCUACACAGUUGCUACUGUGCCCUGCAGGGAUUAAUAGAGUCGUGCUCCGGAGACUCUCUGGCCAAAGAGCCCAAUGUCCGCAUGAUCACUUUUUAUGACAAUGAAGAGGUGGGCUCUGAGAGUGCUCAUGGGGCUCAGUCCAACCUGACGGAGCUCAUCCUCAGCCGCCUCGCUGCCUCCUCCUCCAACCUCACCGCUUUCCAGCAGGCGGUGCCGCGCUCCUUCAUGAUCAGCGCUGACAUGGCGCAUGCUGUGCACCCCAACUACCAGGAGAAGCAUGAUGAAAACCAUCGCCCAGCUUUCCACAAGGGCCCAGUGAUCAAGUUCAACAGCAACCAGCGCUACGCCACCACAGCGGUCACUGCCUCCGUGGUCCGAGAGGUUGCUGGCCGGGUCGGCGUCCCUCUGCAGGACGUGAUGGUCCGGAACGACAGCCCCUGUGGAACCACUAUCGGACCGAUCCUGGCCUCCCGCCUCGGCAUCCCCGUGGUCGACAUCGGGGCUCCACAGCUCUCCAUGCACUCCAUCAGGGAGAUGUGCUGUACCUCCAGCGUGCUGCAGAGCACUACCCUGUUCAAGGCCUUCUUUGAGCUGUUCCCUGCAGUGAGGAGCACGCUGGUCGUCGACUAGAGCUGGACAGAACCACCACGUUCACCAUGAGCUUCGUCUGCCCUGGGCUUUGUACUGACAGUAAACCAGAUGCUUAGAAAAUAAAGUACUGUGAAGGCC
This is a messenger RNA of Betta splendens (Siamese fighting fish), 1708 nucleotides long. RefSeq names its product aspartyl aminopeptidase (gene dnpep). The coding region runs from base 200 to 1609 and encodes 469 amino acids. Gene Ontology annotation, molecular function: zinc ion binding; aminopeptidase activity. The transcript has 15 exons. Gene Ontology annotation, biological process: proteolysis. The record is from RefSeq and is a predicted model, not a curated record. Lineage: Eukaryota; Metazoa; Chordata; Actinopteri; Anabantiformes; Osphronemidae.